Homarus americanus (American lobster) is the source of this 6263-nucleotide messenger RNA. Its product is annotated as mitochondrial proton/calcium exchanger protein-like. The transcript has 12 exons. The record is from RefSeq and is a predicted model, not a curated record. Bases 35 to 2644 code for a protein of 869 amino acids. Gene Ontology annotation, cellular component: mitochondrial inner membrane. NCBI's taxonomy places the organism in Eukaryota, Metazoa, Arthropoda, Malacostraca, Decapoda, Nephropidae. Gene Ontology annotation, biological process: intracellular monoatomic cation homeostasis. Gene Ontology annotation, molecular function: calcium ion binding; ribosome binding.
GGCUCAGUAAUGUGUUGGCUGUCAGUGAGAGAGGAUGAGUGCUGUGUCCUCUUUGUCUAUUGCAGUACUUAGCGCCACUAGCAAUACGAGAAAUGGGUUUGGUCGUGUGUCACAGACUGGCGGUUUGGUGCUGCGUCGACCCUGGCACAGUAGCGUGGUGUCUGCACGAGCCAUCCCCGAGGUCACCGCAGCUUGCAGCAUCGCCCAUGGUAACUUAGCCAGUGGGUGGGUGACACGAGGGCCAGGCCAGCACCAUGGCCACUCUCAGGCCGCCACGCCGGCGGUGUUUAUAUCUCCGGCUCUCCACGUGUCGUACACGACCGUUCACGUGCCGUAUUAUCGUGCGUUCCACACGUCCCCGAGAGCCUGGGAAAAAGAAUCGUCAAAGCCAUCAUCACAAGUUGAAGUGACAGUUAAAGAUCUCAAAGAAAAAGCCAAGGCAGCUGGGUCUCCCAUGGCUACUGAUAAAAAAUUAGAAGUGGUGGAAAGAAAGUCACUUGGUGUGAGAAUUAAAGAAGAAAUCUUACAUUAUUAUCACGGCUUCAGGCUCCUCUUCAUCGAUACCAAAAUCUGCAUCAGAUAUGUCUGGCGGCUCGUCAAUGGUGAAACGUUAUCGAGAAGAGAACAUCGACAGUUAGUACGGACGACCAGCGACCUCUUCCGCCUGUUGCCCUUCUCCGUGUUUAUCAUCAUACCCUUCAUGGAGAUCUUGUUACCAGUAGCUCUCAAACUCUUCCCGGGAAUGCUGCCAUCCACCUUUGAGACAGCUAAUGAGAAGGAAGCAAAGAUGAAGAAGAGACUUAAAGUGAAGCUGGAGAUGGCCAAGUUCCUCCAGCAGACACUAGACACCAUGGCAGUACAGGCGAAGGGACGGCGUUCAGAGAGUGCCAAGGAAUUUGUUCAGUUCUUUGAAAAGGUAACAAAAACUGGAGGAUUCGUCAGCAACGAGGAGAUUCUCAAGUUCAGCAAGUUGUUCGAGGACGAGAUCACCCUCGACUCUCUCUCUCGGCCGCAGCUGGUGGCUCUCUGCCGACUGUUGGAGAUGCAACCUUUUGGUACAAAUAACUUCUUGAGGUUCCAACUGAGGAUGAAGUUAAGAACUCUGGUUGCUGAUGACAAGAUUAUCCAGCAUGAAGGAGUAGAGUCACUGGCUGUGUGGGAGCUACAGCAGGCUUGUCGUACCAGAGGGAUGAGGGCGUACGGUCUGUCGGAAGAACGGCUCCGCAUGCAGUUAUCCCAGUGGCUGGAGUUGAGCCUCACGGAGAAGGUCCCCCCGUCCCUGCUCCUCCUCUCGCGGACGCUCUUCCUCCCAGAGAGCGUCCAGACCCCAAAUACCUUGGCUGCCACCAUAUCAACCCUACCAGAUGAGGUUGCCACACGCACUAAAGCAGCCAUCGGUAAGCGUGAGGGUAAGAUCGACAACUUGACUCGCCUGGAAGUGAUUCAGGUUGAGGAGAGGAAGAUUGCCGAGGACAAGAAGGAGCUGGAAAGAGUUGAGGAGGAGAAGAAAAUCAAGGAAGAAAUUGCCAGGAAGAAAGUACAAGAGGAGGCACAGCGACAGGAGCAGGCGGUGCAACAAGCCGUGGAAGAAACUCGGGCAGAGGUUCUUCAGGCAGGGGCAGAAGUGGCCCAGUUGCCUCCCUCAGCCAACAAGAUCCUCUCUGAAGGCGUGGAGGUGACCAAGGCUACAGUGUCGGUCCUGGGAGAGAUCCAACAGAAGGCUGAUCCAGAGGAACUCAUCGACCGAGCCCCAGUACUGAAGGAUAAAGCCGAGGUUCUCUCUGAGGAGCUGCCAAAGUCAACCCAGGAAGCUGCUGCUGCUGUUACUGAGCCGACUAUGCUGACGAGUAAAGAUCUGCGGGACGUAGAGGAAGCCAUCGAGACCUUAGGGGUGGAGAAGAGGAAGCUGAUUAUCGAAGAGCAAGAACUCUCGGAGCUGAAGAGCGAGUUGGCCGACUACAAGGAAGAUAUCGAGGACUUCCAAAAGGCCUUGAUCGAAGCAGACAUGAACAAGAAGGAAUUACGGGAGAGUAAAGCCGCCAAACGCCUCUUCAUCCGCGUCAACAAGAUGAUCAACAGACUGGAGCCCGUGUUAGACAGUCUGGGCAAGGAGAAGGAGUACAGGCAGAAGAUUGUGGAUGCUGGAGAAGCUAAAGCACAAGACAAGGCCGACUUAGUGAACCUGGAGGAGUUAACUCGUCACUUGUCCUACAUUUACCACGCCCCCGACACGUCCAAGGUCUCCAUGAUUAGUGACGUGUUGACCAAGAUGGACUUCGACAAGGAUGGAGCCGUUGAGGUGGACCACGUCCUGCACGUUUUGCACCUCAUGCUGGACGAAGGAAUGGGCGUGUCCCCCAAGUUGUUCGAGGAUGUCACCGAGAUGAUGGCCAAGGAGGAGCAACUCGAGUCUGCCAAGCUCAUACAGCACGCUCUUAAGACUACCAUAGUUGAAAGUAAGCUGACGGGCUCCUCAACUUCUGCCUCGCCGAGCAGCACAUACAAAGAUUCGACCGUCGGUAACACCCACAGCGAAGAAUCCAAGAGAACGAACGAAAAACAGGAACACUGUGAUAAUAAGGACAGUUCCCUGGAGUCGAGCGAGAUUAGCGACACCGAACAACAAGCGAAGCACAGUCAAUGACACAGCGAGAAGAGGGAGUAGUUGUUAAUUAUUAAUAGUUUAUUUAUAGUUAUUUGUAAUGACUGUAGUAUGAUGUACAGAGGUUUAUUUUAACAUUAUAGAAGUACUGUACCAUUCUGUUUUCUGAGUGGGUUUGAAUGGAAUACCCUUUACUGUACUGUGACUAGGAAUCUUUUGUUUUUAUCUUAUCUAAACUAUUACUGGAAGUACAGUUUUAUGACUUCAGAUUGUAGAGAGAAAGUUGCUUGUGUAGGAGGAUGUGUGAACCUAGGAGGACAUAUGUGGGUAUAGGAAGACUGUGUGGGUAUAGGAGAACACAUUGACCUCGGAGAACGUGCGGGUGUAGAUGACAACUAUGAACUAACUAACCAUCGUACACUAUACUCCAUAAACAUGUUGGUUGUAUACAGUAUACACUAUAGCGAUGCAUUUGUUAAAUAAUUAAUGGUGUGCGAGAGCUGCUGUACUGUAUAUAUAGUAUAGUGAUAUAGUAAAGCAUUAUAUUGUAUUGCCAAAUAUUCCACUUGAAUUAUUUUAAGAGCGAGUGUAAUUACUGCAGUUACCGUUAUAUAUAGAUAAUUACUGCAAUACCUCUCUCAUUUGUGUUAUUCUCUUCCUCAGUUUAUCAAGAUGUUUUGCUUCCACAGGUAUACUGUUUUAUCUGAUUAUUAUUAUUAUUACAUGAUGUGUAAUAUUUUUUUUACUCUGAUGUGGAAAUUUAAGAGUUUAUUGUAUAUCGAGAAUAUAUGUGAGGAGUACUGAUUGACUGCUCUUGUACUCAGCAUUUUUUCAUUUGCAUAUAUUUUCACUUAACUUUGGUAUAGGUUGUGCUGUAAGAUUUUUUUUGUAACAAAUAGUAUUUAUUUCUAUAUAUAUAUAUAUAUAUAUAAUGGCUGUGUAUAUAUAUGCUGUGAUGAUUGUAGAAAGGCUUUGUUGUUAACUAUUUAAUUUUGUGUAAAGUUGUAUUUUUAAGUGUAACAAGCACACAUACAGUACCCAUGUAUAAGCAGGGUUUGACAUAAACACACACAUACAGUAUAUAUAUAUAAUAUGUCUGGUCACAUAGUGUUUAACACAAAUACACAAAUACAGUGUUUAACACACAAACAGUAUAUAUAUAAUGUCUGGUCAUAUACAAUAAUGUUUUUAUUGUUAGGAAAACCUUAUUGGAAUGAAAUGACAUUUUAGUAAUUCAGGAAGUAAUGUAAUGCACAAUAAAAUUGUAUUUAGAACAUCUUGUUAAUAGACAGAACGUUUGAAAGUCUAAAAGAAUCAAGUUCUCUCGCCUUAUAGCUCAGUGCUGUAGGGCUAUACCUGCCUAUGAUGUAACUUAUUUGACAGAAGUAAACAGUAUUUUACUGAUUCAAAUAUUAAUGUUGUUGAGGUUUGACUGUCUUGGUUGUUUGGGCAUUGGUCCAGUCAAUACUGCAAUGUGUAGAAUAUUAUAAGUUACCGGUAAGAUAAAACUGUUUAUUCGUUGACAUAAAGAAACUGUUUAUCACUAGAGACAAAGUUUCAGUAUUUACUAUAAUUUGGUUGUCAGAGCAAAGUGUCAUGUUUCCUACCUAAAUAUUUAGUUUGAAGUUACCAGUGACACCAUAAGACAUAAAACUGUUCCUCACUUUGCAUGUAGUUAUAGUAACUGAGGCAGGAGGCACUGGGAGUCAACACCAUCAGUUCAACACAGUACAUGAUGGCAAAUUUGGAGUUGUAAUCUCUGUGACCUUUGUUUUUUAGCUGAAGAAAGCCUGGCUGUAAAACGUUGUUGAUGAUGUUGCAUAAAAGGUGCACUGUUGUUGCUAUAACCAUAUGUGUAUCUGCAAGUUUAUUUCAUGUUUGGUGAUGUUAAAGAAAAUUUUUCAAGUUCAUGAUCAGUGAUGUUGAUUAAAUGAACAAUGACAGUGUACCAUAAUAUAUCAGCAAGCAUUUUUUUCUUUUUAGUGAUGAAGUUUGUAGUGAUUUAGAAUAAUGGUGAAAUUUAAAAGGAAAUUUGUAUUUUAAACAAUUUCACAAUGCAAAUUUUAGGUCUUGGUAUUUGCUGGUAAGAUCUUUACCGAUUUUAAUUCUCAUAUGCUGAAGUUACAGAAAUCCUAAGACUUGCUGUACUUGUAUUUGUCAAAUUGUGUAAACUAUUUGUAACAUUAUACCUCUGUCUCUUCAGCUUCCAUUACUGUACCCUUGUAAUACAAUUCUCUGACAGUCAGACAAACUUCUUCUGCCUCCCUUCUGAGGAGUACUGCAGGCAGGCCAUUUUGAUGUAUAAAUACUAUACAGUAGUCUGUUCACUCCAACCAUGCACCUGGGGUCUAGGGUCAGUUUGUAAUACGGCAGCUGAUUGGUUGGUGAAUGGACACGCGAAGAGUCACUACAGUUCUUCAGUAUUUAAUCUAUUGUAUUAAUAUUUUGAUAAUUUAAGGGAUAAUAACUUUUCUGUGUUGAUCUGUGAAAAUUUCUGUGCUUGGGGAAGCAAAAAUUAACAUAGUAAAUGUUCUGGUAACCUAAAUAACAUCAAGAGAACAUGAACAUGAUGAACAAGUUCCAAGACGUAAACUUCUCCUUGCUGUGUGACAUCACACAGUGCAGUAGAGGAUGUCACUGAAAUUUUGUAAUCUCUUUCUUGUUCUCUUCAAGAUAUUUAUGUUACCAGAGCAAUUCCUGUGUUAAUUUUUGCUCCUUCAAAUGCGGAAAUUAUCAGAGAUCAACACUAAAAAGUUAUUAUUCCUUAAAAUAUCAGAAUAUUAACAUGAUAGAUUAAAUACUGAAGAACCGUAGUGACUCUUUGCAUGUCCAUCUGUCAACCAAUCCGCUUCCUUGUUACAAACUGACACUAGACCUCAGUUGCAGUGUUGGAGUGAACAGACUGUGCACAAUUUUCUUGCAUAUCUCCUUCAAACACCAUUCAAUCAUCAGAAUAUUGGUAAACUUGAUGAGAUUGUCAAGAAAAAAUGGAAAGGAAAAAAUGCAGUGAAAUGAUUAAAAUAUGUUUGCUAGAAAUUCAUGUAAAAAAAUAAGAUCAUGACAUGAAUAUUGUUUGUUUCCUCGACUCGCUCACCAGUCUUGUUACUUAGUGUUUGUAUACAGUAUUUGGGAGUUAGCCAAAUGGGGCUAAGUCCUAAGAGGCAUAAACUGUAUUGAAACCCAGACCUACACAGUCUUAUAACUAAUGGUUAAGUUGGGGUCUCGCAAUACCCCGCCCCAUACAAACCAUAAGCAUGUCUCUCGUUACUUAAUUGUACUCUACUGUUUUAACCAUUUUCCUCAAAUAUGGUCCAUAAGUCAAUACAUCACCACAAUAUGUAAGAUAACAACAUUCACAUACAUAUAUGUUCACCGUGACAAGAUUGUAUUAUAUGACGUGAACUAAGACGCUUUAAUGUUCUCUUGCGAGUUUCACUGCAUGUCAACAUCUUGUAACUUUACGUCUGUACAGCCAAUAUACAGUAUAUGUGACUGAAAUCUUCAUGUUUUUCUCAUUGCAUUAACAACAUAAAUUUAUUGAAGUAUAUUUUCUCAACAAGAUACAUCUUUUGUUUUUUGAACUGGCUGAAUUCAGUGUUGCUGACUACUGAGAAUUGGAUUUUGUCAAUGUUUGCAUUACUGAUAAACAAAAUUGUUAGAA